Molecule: messenger RNA, 3996 nt
Organism: Anas platyrhynchos (mallard)
Lineage: Eukaryota; Metazoa; Chordata; Aves; Anseriformes; Anatidae
Gene: MMP23B
Product: matrix metallopeptidase 23B
Biological process (GO): extracellular matrix organization; collagen catabolic process; proteolysis
Cellular component (GO): extracellular matrix
Molecular function (GO): zinc ion binding; metalloendopeptidase activity
Source: RefSeq, a predicted model, not a curated record
AGCACUGUGAGCAAGCAUUCCGCGGGCAUGAUGCUGGUUUCUGGAUUCCCUUUUCUGCCCCCUCCCCCAAUUUCUUUAUUACAUAAAGCUGACAACUGCAGAUUUGUCCUCUGCUGAUUAUACAGGCAGUUAAAGAGAAGAGUUCAUGUCCAUCCCAGCUUGUUUCAGUUUGCUCCUUCCCCACCAGCCCAACUUUCAGCUGCAGUAAUCUGAUACCGCUUGGCAGAGGCUAAGAGAAUGAGAAUUUUUGGCACAUUGGAAAGAGGCUUAAUGUAAAGUCGGCUUUCUUUCUUUUUUUUUUUCUCUCCUUUUUUUUUUUUCUGAAACUCUCGUGGUUCUGCACAGCUCUGGCAGAAGCUGCAGGACUCCUCACAAAUGCUCCAGAUGCAACUGUGAGCAAAAGGAUUAGCAAUGCAUUCUGCAAAGGGGAUGCCUUAGGAGCUCUCAUCUCCCUCUAAAAAGUACUAAAGACUGACAUGGAACAAAUAGAACAACUUUCUGCAAGCAGAAAGAAGAGCUUCAGCUUCCUCUCGGUGGACAAGAAAAGCAAUGGGUAUCGGACCCUCGUGGGAUUUUUGUGCAUAUUCCCUGUGGUGGCUUUGCUGGCUGUCAUGGGAGAUCCAGCUGGAGCUGUUGUUCAGAAGAGUCAGGAAGGUGCCACAUCAUCGCCUGGUCUUCGUGGAGCAAGCACCUCUGCUUUGCACAGCCCAGCUUUCCCACCUCGGCCUCCAGCACGGAGAAAGCGAUACACGAUCACGCCGGGGCACUUGAAGUGGGAUCACUUCAACCUGACCUACAAAAUCCUCUCCUUCCCGAGAAACCUCAUAAAUGCCAGGGACACACGCAAGGGGCUAGCAGCUGCGUUCCGGAUGUGGAGCGAGGUUUCACCGUUCAGCUUCAGAGAAGUGCCACGCCACGUAGAUAGUGACCUGAAAAUAGGCUUCUACUCCAUCAAUCACACAGACUGUCUAGAGUCUCUCAUUCACCACUGCUUCGAUGGAACAACAGGGGAACUUGCCCAUGCCUUCUUCCCACCCAAUGGAGAAAUCCAUUUUGAUGACCAUGAAUACUGGAUAUUGGGAAAUACCCGGUUCAGCUGGAAAAAAGGUGUUUGGCUCACAGAUCUGGUACACGUAGCAGCUCAUGAGAUAGGCCAUGCCUUAGGACUCAUGCACUCCCUGAAUCCCAAUGCCCUCAUGCACAUCAAUGCCACUUUGACUGGGAAAAAGACCAUCUCUCAAGAUGAAGUCUGGGGAAUUCACAGGCUUUAUGGAUGCAGAGAUAGAUUAUUUAUGUGCCCAUCAUGGGCACGAAAAGGUUUCUGCGAGACACGCAGGAAGUUGAUGAAAAAGCACUGUCCCUCCACCUGUGACUUCUGCUACAAAUUCCCCUUUCCAACGGUUCCUCCUACUCUGCCCCCACCACGGACAAAAACCAAGACUGUUUCCGAAGGCAGGAACGUCACCUUCCGCUGUGGACAGAAGAUCAUUCAUAAAAAAGGCAAAGUUUACUGGUAUAAAGAUAAGGAGCUUCUGGAAUACUCAUAUCCAGGUUACUUAUCCUUAAAUGACGAUCACAUGAGCAUCAUUGCAAAUGCAAUUAAUGAAGGAACUUACACUUGUAUAGUAAAGAAAAAAGAAAGAAUCUUGACCACAUAUUCCUGGAGGAUCAGACUGAGACACUAACAAGGGCUCUGGAAUAAGAACUUCAAUUACUGCUAGUUCUGUUUCAAAUUCAGUAUGGUUCUUUAGCAUUUUGUAUUUAAUCUUCAGUAGUGUAAACGAACUUCUAAAUCAGCCGCUUCCAUACCUUGGGCAAGAAAGACUCUGGGACUUGAUUACUGGAAAACAAAACUUUUCCAAGUUAGCUUUAAUGGUAAAUAAUUCAUUGAGUGCGUGCUGUUCAGAGAAUUUAAAAAAAUAAUAAAAAAAAUCAAGUGUAAGAUUUUGCAGUUAAACUGGAUCACUGCAGACUGCUGAAAAACAAGACCAUAACCCUUGAUCAAACAGUGGAGGAACACUGAUGGCUCAGCUGUGUUGCAAUGGAAGGAAAAUGACCGGUUAUUGUGGGAAGGAAAAUGCUCUGUAAGUGUUUUGCUAUCAUUUUCUCAGAUCUUGGUACAUAGUACUAGAAGCACUUGUAAAAACAAACAAACAAAAAAGACCUAAUAUUACUUUUUCUUUUAAACAACCCCUUUCUAACUAUUCUAUUCCACAUUUCAACAUGUUCAGUUCAGGUAUCCGCAGAACAUCUUUCCCCCCCUACAACAACCGCUGUCCUGUGCUUUGUAUUUAUUACCUGUAUAACCGUAGCCCAUAUACUGUUUACUUUCAUCUGCAGCUCCUCAUAACUUGUCCCUCAGGUGUCUGGUCAGUAAACAUCUCAGCUUCUUCAGUAGAGGUAAGAUAACUUCCGUUAGUGUCACCCCCAGUCACUAAGAGAUGAGGUGAAUGUGCACAUCUAACAGAAAAAUAGCAUUAGCUCACUUGGCAAAGCCCAGCGCACUCCAAUGCCUGUAUCAGUGGAGGAUUCAUUUGCACAAUUAGCAAUCCCUGAUAGUCCUUACAUUCAUUAAGUACACAAAAGAAAGAUCCUUAUCCAGUAUUAAAGCAGCCUACAUAGUUUUUUGCUUAGGUUCAUCCAUUUUUACUCGUCCUCUUAGCCUCUUCAAAGAAGUUUCUUCCUACUUUGAAACACCACCAAAACUGCAAAGCACCUCAUGGGUUGCAUUAUAGGUCAACACUCUAGGAAGCUCUCUGUAUUAGGACAGCAAAAGUGCAAGGGAAAAGUAAGAAACUAAUCAGAAUGGUUUGUCUGGUACAAUUGCAAUGACAGUCAUUUUACUGGCAAACAUUUAGCACGAACUCUGCACAUCUUCAUUUAACAGACCGGAGCAACACCACGUGGAGCUGAGCAUCUCCUCUCAAGGAAGCUCUGUCUUCAGGAUUUGGAGAAGAGAAACGAGAGCAAAGAGCUGAUCGUCAUAUAGCACAAGGGGAUGUCAACACUUCAGCUGCACAGAUGCUUAAUCCUAGGGCAGAUCUGAAGCCCUUCAUCUCACAGCUUAACACUUUCUAAAACAUCAUUUAUGAUUACUGAGUUUCGUGCAAUUUCUCUAACUGCUGUUUACCUAUGUGGCAGUAACCUACCGCUAUCUCUGCAGUACUCUCCAGUUGAUGUUCCUGGCAGGCAGUGUCCAAGACGUAGUUUGGGGAAUAAAGAAAUGCCCAGGCAAAACUGAAAGCAGCUGCAGGGUAAAUGCUGCUAGCUAAGGACCUGCUUUGCCACCGCCAUCCUGUUAGGAGUUAACCACCUUCAAAUACUGGCUGUGGACCUGAAGGCCACUGGGAAAAGAAACCAACGAAACAAGUUGCACGUUUAAGACAACAGGCCACUGCCCUACUCUGUCACUCCUCUGGGAUGCCACUGACAAAAAUCUUCCAGUGUGUACAGCUGUUCUGGCUACAGCUUCAAGGCUAGCUCAUCACCCCACACAAUGGUCAAGGAACUCAGAAAAAAAAGAUUUAAAUUUCUGUAAAGAAGCCAACAGCAACAAUGACAAAUUACACUCUCUCUGUUGCCUGCACAGGAAAAUUGCAUGACAGCUUCCAUUUCUGGAACAUAGAUUUGCUGGGACAGAAAACACUUCACAGACUGGGUGAGCUCUUCAAGGUAAGCAACAAAAGUCACCUUCUCUUGGAUUACAAUUUGAUUUUAUAAAAAUAAAAACUGAAAUAAAUAACAACAAAAUAUGCACCUGAACUACAACACUCCUGUGAUUCCACUGCACACUCAUGCACUGGAACUUCCACUUUUUUCUAAAUGAUUUAUCUUUGCAGAUUAUCCAUGGUUGGUUGAAAUCAGUUAUUUAAAAAAAACAUGAUUUCAAACUAAUUGAACACUACAGUACUGUUCCUGGUGAAAUAGACCUGUAAAUAUUUUCUCUCUUUACUUGCCUUUGCGUAACUUAUGUAUGAUUAAAAGCAAACAACUCCC